CAGGCGGGAUGCAGAGGAAGCUGUCGGUUGCCAUAGCGUUCGUGGGGGACUCUAAGGUGGUGGUCCUGGACGAGCCCACGGCCGGCGUGGACCCCUACUCGCGCCGGGGCAUCUGGGACCUGCUGCUCAAGUACCGCAAAGACCGGACCAUCAUCCUGUCCACCCACUACAUGGACGAGGCCGACCUGCUGGGCGACCGCAUCGCCAUCAUCUCCCAGGGCCGCCUGUGCUGCUGCGGCUCCCCGCUGUUCCUGAAGGCGCGCCUGGGGACGGGCUACUACCUGACGGUGGUGCGGAGGCCCGGGCUGGCCGACACCGGGACCUGCACCCCGGUCAGCGCCAGCACCCGCUCCAGCUCCAGCAUCAAGACCGCCUGCAGCACCCGCAGCAGCCGGGUGCUGCCCCCCCACUCCAAGGACAGCGACUCCUCCCUGAGCGACGACACCGGCCUGGGAAGCGACGACAGCGGAUCAGACCUGGCGGCCCUGCUGGCCCUGGCGCAGCGACAUGUCCCCGGGGCCCGGCUGGUGGAGGAGUCGGGCGGGGAGGCGGUGCUGAACCUGCCCCAGACCGCCGCCCAGGACGGGGCUCUGGCCGCCUUCCUGGCCGAGCUGGAGCUCAAGCUGGGGGAGCUGGGCCUGGCCAGCUACGGGCUGUCGGACAGCACCCUGGAGGAGAUCUUCCUGCGCGUUGCCGAGGAGACGGGGGUGGAUGCUGAGCCCGAGGCCGAGGCCGUCUCUCCCCAGACAGAGCAGCUCCCGGCUGGGCAGAGGCUCCAGAGACCCCUGGGGGACACGCCCGAAGAACCAGAGACCGGAAGGAAAAGGCUUCGUAAGCAAGACCCCCAGGAGACGGACCCCCUGAGCGGGGACAGCCAGGGCGGGGCCCCCCUGACCGGCUGGUGGCUGACCUGGCAGCAGCUCCGCGCCCUGUUCCUCAAACGCUGGCUGUACGCCCGCCGCAGCCGCAGGGGCUUCCUGGCCCAGAUCGUGCUGCCGGCCGUCUUCGUCCUGAUCGCCCUCCUCUUCAGCCUGGUGGUGCCGCCCUUCGGGAAGUACCCGCCCCUCAAGCUCCAGCCCUGGAUGUACGGGGAGCAGUACACCUUCUUCAGCAACGAUGCCCCCGGCGACCCGGCCAUCGAGAGCCUUCUGGAAGCCCUGCUGGAGCAGCCCGGCUUCGGCACCAAGUGUCUGGAGAUGGAGGAGAACAGCUCGGUACCGGACUGCGGGGCGGACCAGAGCGGCGUGUUCAGGCGGCCGCUGGUGCCCUACUCCACCUGGGAGAUGUUCCACCAGGGGAACUGGAGCCGGCGGGUGCCCAGCCCGCAGUGCCAGUGCAGCACGGAGGAGGUCCGCCGCAUGCUGCCAGACUGCCCCCUAGGGGCCGGAGGUCUGCCGCCACCACAGAUGAAGAGGUUCACAGGGGACACCCUACAGAACCUGACCAGCCACAACAUCUCAGACUACCUGGUCAAGACCUACCCGCAGAUCCUCAAGAAGAGUCUGAAGACCAAGAAGUGGGUGAAUGAAUUCAGGUACGGGGGUUUCUCCGUAGGGGGCCGCUCCACCCAGAUCCCCACCCAGACCGACCACCUCCGGGAGUCGGCCAGCUCCAUCAGGACCCGCUACCAGGUGGAACAGAACAGCUCCCUUGACCGCCUGCUGGACCGUCUCCCUGUUUUCCUACAAACACUCAACAGUCAGAACAACGUCAAGGUGUGGUACAACAACAAGGGCUGGCACGCCAUGGUGUCCUUUGUGAAUGUGAUGAACAACGGGCUGCUGAGGGCCAGCCUGCCCCCUGGUGGAGAGAGGAGGAGGGCGGGCAUCACCGCCUACAACCACCCCCUCAACCUCACCAAGGAGCAGCUCUCAGAGAUGGCCAUGAUGACGACCUCGGUGGACGUGCUGGUGUCCAUCUGCGUGAUGUACGCGCUGUCCUUCGUGCCGGCCAGCUUCGUGCUCUUCCUGAUCGAGGAGCGGGUCAGCAAGGCCAAGCACCUGCAGUUCGUGAGCGGGGUCAAGCCCAUCCUGUACUGGCUGGCCAACUACGCCUGGGACAUGUUGAACUACACGGUCCCGGCCACAAUGGUGGUGCUGAUCUUCGUGGCCUUCCAGCAGAAGGCCUACGUCUCUGACACCAACCUGCCAGCCCUCAUCCUGCUUCUGCUGUUCUACGGGUGGUCCAUCACCCCGCUGAUGUACCCGGCGUCCUUCCUCUUCUCGGUGCCCAGCACGGCCUACGUGGUGCUCACCUCCAUCAACCUCUUCAUCGGCAUCAACGGCAGCGUGGCCACCUUCGUCCUGGAGCUGUUUGUGGACGAGCAUCUGAACGAGGUGAACCGGAUCCUGAAGAAGGUGUUCCUCAUCUUCCCUCACUUCUGCUUGGGCAGGGGCCUCAUCGACAUGGCCAAGAACCAGGCCAUGGCCGAUGCCUUCCAGAGGCUCGGGACCAAGCAGAAGCUGGACCCCCUGCAGUGGGACUUCGUGGGGAAGAACCUGUUCGCCAUGGCCGCCGAGGGCGUGGUCUUCUUCCUCUUCACCAUCCUGCUGCAGUACAAGUUCUUCAUCCGCUGCAGGCCGAAGUGGGCGGAGCCUGAGAUGCCCCCUAUUGGUGCCGAGGACGAGGACGUGGCCAGGGAGAGAGAGAGGGUGAAGAGCGGGCGAGCGCAGGGAGACAUCCUCACCAUGACGGACCUGAGCAAGGUGUACAGCGUUGGGAGGCCUCCAGCGGUGAACCGGCUGUGUUUGGGGAUCCCGCGAGGCGAGUGUUUCGGCCUGCUGGGGGUGAACGGGGCGGGCAAGACGUCCACGUUUCGCAUGCUGACCGGAGACACGUCCAUCACCCACGGAGAGGCCUUCCUCCACCAGCACAGUGUCCUGACGGAGAUGGAGCGGGUCCACCAGCUCAUGGGCUACUGCCCCCAGUUCGACGCCAUCAGCGACCUGCUGACCGGGCGGGAGCACCUGGAGUUCUACGCCCGGCUGCGCGGGGUACCCGAGGAUGCGGUUGCCAAGGUGGCCCAGUGGGGGGUGAGGAAGCUGGGGCUGAGCCAGUACGCGGAGAGGGAGGCGGGGGGCUACAGCGGGGGCAACAAGAGGAAGCUCUCCACCGCCAUCUCCCUCAUCGGCUCCCCGCCCGUCAUCUUCCUGGACGAGCCCACCACCGGCAUGGACCCCAAGGCCAAGCGCUUCCUGUGGAACUGCAUCGUGAGCGUCACCAAGGAGGGCCGGGCUGUGGUGCUCACCUCCCACAGUAUGGAGGAGUGUGAGGCUCUCUGCACCAGAAUGGCCAUCAUGGUCAAUGGAAGGUUCCAGUGCCUUGGGUCCGUCCAGCACCUGAAGAACAGGUUCGGGGACGGCUACACCGUGGUGCUGCGGCUGGCGGACGGCAAGCAGGCCCCGGACCAGAGCCUGGUGGACGGGUACCUGCACAGCGCCUUCCCCUCCAUCGAGCUGAAGGAGCGGCACCAGAACGUGCUGCAGUACCAGCUGCCCUCCCACGCCUGCUGCCUCUCCCGCCUCUUCCAGGUGCUCUCCAGCCACUACGAGGAGCUGGGCGUGGCCGACUUCUCCGUCUCGCAGACCACCCUGGACCAGGUGUUUGUGAACUUCGCCAAGGAGCAGGGCGACGACGACAGACUCACAGACGUCCUGAGCAAGCCCCCUUCGGCCGCGGCCCGGCCCGUCACCCGGCCCGACGACCCGCCGACCAAAACCCCUCAGCCCGGCGGGGUCCCGGCCGCCGACACGGCGCCCGCCGACAGCGAAUCAAAGCGGAGGAAAUCCAAAACGACUCCCGACGCGGAGCCCGGCGGCAGCCGGUCUGGGAAGAACCAGAGCAACGGCGGGGGGAUGGCGGGGGGUUCCUGCAUGGAGAUGACCCCCAGGCCGCCGGUACCGCCGACCAGCCCACCUCCUGUCCCCUCUAACCCUCCAGGACCCGAGUCCUGCAGCAGACUGCCGAUACAGGAGUCCAGCGGACCCCCUCUAGAGGAGCAGGCCCGGGAGAACCCCGCCGCGGACCGGGACGCCGGCGGCGGGUCGGGCAGCGUCGGCGGGAGCGGCGACAGCGCGGAGGAGCAAGUCCGGGAGAACCCGGACGCGGCCGUCAAGAGCCCCGGCCAACCCUCCCCCAAGGACCCGGCGUCGCUCUUCAUGGUAGGCGGCUGCACCGCACGGGACAGCAAGGUGUGACCCGCGGACGCACGCAGGGAACCAGACCCCCCCCGGGACCCCCCACACCCUG
Messenger RNA from Gadus macrocephalus (Pacific cod), 4248 nucleotides. Its product is annotated as phospholipid-transporting ATPase ABCA1-like. Gene Ontology annotation, biological process: lipid transport; transmembrane transport. The record is from RefSeq and is a predicted model, not a curated record. NCBI's taxonomy places the organism in Eukaryota, Metazoa, Chordata, Actinopteri, Gadiformes, Gadidae. The transcript is spliced from 29 exons. Gene Ontology annotation, cellular component: intracellular membrane-bounded organelle; membrane. Gene Ontology annotation, molecular function: ATP hydrolysis activity; ATP binding; ABC-type transporter activity. The coding region runs from base 9 to 4196 and encodes 1395 amino acids.